Mollisia scopiformis is the source of this 564-nucleotide messenger RNA. RefSeq lists its product as uncharacterized. The record is from RefSeq and is a predicted model, not a curated record. The transcript has 3 exons. The coding region runs from base 1 to 564 and encodes 187 amino acids. Lineage: Eukaryota; Fungi; Ascomycota; Leotiomycetes; Helotiales; Mollisiaceae.
AUGUUCAAAGCACCUCUUUCCAUCACCUUUCUCGCCCUCCUGACCACCGUCUUCGCCUCAAUCUUUACAGAGGACCUUACAAAUGCUUUGCUCAAACGCCAAGAACCUGGAACGCCUGCAUAUGACUGCCAUUUGAAUUGUGGAACUGCAAUCACUAUCAGCCGUUCAGCAACAGACCCUUGUACAAACUCGACUUUUCUAUCUGAUUACGACGCCUGUCUUGAUUGUGCUGGACCAGAUAAUCAGAACAUUUGGCAGUAUUACGGUACAGCCUUGAGUAUCGUGGCUACGAAGUGUGGAUUAUCUACUACACCGGUCGCAAAUGCAACUACUUCAGGCUCAGUCAAUGGCACUGUAUCGUCGACUGGUUCUGCGAGUGGUUCUACGGCAUCGCCACCUAGCACAUCUUCGAUGAGCUUGUCAGCUUCGUCAACUGCGUCUGGUGUUACGAAUGGAACUGCUUCUAGUACACCGGUAGUGGCUGGAACUGGGACUAUGAUGGACGUCGGAACUUUUAUGUUGUUCGCUCUGGCUGGUGCCGUUUCUGCCAGUUGUGCUUUCUGA